AUGUUGUUAGAGCGGUGUGGGGCGGCUGAAAAACCGGCAAGUGGAGAUUUGCCAGCUUUUUUCCCUUGUCAUACUCAGACUGCCGCCGUGUUCUUCCAAGACCUUCAGUCCGUCCAACAUCCAUCACCACUUUCUCCAAGCAUGGCGACAAUGUCGGCGGGACAAGUUCAGUCAGACAAGGUGAAAGCGCAGACAGCCAAGCAAAAAGGCAACGAAGCCUUCGCAAAGAAGCAAUGGGCUGACGCCGUCGGACACUACACGGUGGCUCACUAUGCCGAUCCGACGGACCCGACCUAUCCACUCAAUCGAGCCAUGGCGUACAUCAAGCUGGGCAAGUUUGUCGAUGCGGAGCGCGACUGCACAACCGCUUUGGUCUUGUCACCUGACAAUGUCAAAGCUCUGUAUCGCAAGGCGACGGCCCAGGUCGGCGCAGACAAGUUGCAGCCUGCAAUCGAGAAUUUCAAAGCUGUUCUGCAGCUGGAUCCAACGAAUGCCGAGGCAAAGGCAGGUCUAGCGAAGGCUCAGGAGGCUCUUACCUCUGCAGACAGCAAACGAGGAAAGCUGAUAGAUCUAAGAAGUCUGAAAACAGGGUCGCGGUCGGGCGUGGAAGACAGUCCCGGUCAAGGCUCUGAGGGUCUAAUUGCAGACGCGGUAUCACAGGAGCCUGGCAGCUCUGUCGAAGCAGCGAGGAAAUUUCUGCAGCAGGUCGGGAUGUCCGACGAUGAUCAGUCUAUAACGACUGCAUCGCCACCGAAAAGUUCGAGAAGCGCUCUGCCGGCCAGACUACCAGGCGAGACAGGGGGCUUUCUGAGAGAAGUGACAACACGCAAGACCGUGGCAAAGCCAACCUCGCAACGGGAUGAUGCGACGACAGUGCAGUCAAUAUCGGAUGCAGCUCCAACAUCGCCGUCCUUGGCAUCAGCUGAAGCAAAUGGCUUCAAGAAUCCCGUCGCUGCAAAGACAGCAUCGGCGCUCAACUUCGGAGCUGCAACUUCGCAAAGCCCUGUCGUGCCACCACCUCAACAGCCGAGGCGCAUAAUACUGGCAUCACCAGGCAAAAUGUCUGCCAUCGAGUUCCAGCGAAGGUGGAAAAACAAGUCGGAACGACUCGAACUGCUAUCUGAAAUCGAGCCGGAAACGAUACCAGACAUCAUUGGCUCCAUGCUCGAGCCCGAGCUGGUUGGCGAGAUGCUGCAGACGCUAGUCGAGCAACAGCACUCUUCGCCAGAUGAUAUUGAUCUGUCUCGCCAUGUCGCUGGCAUUUUGCAAGCAUUGCCGCGAUGCAAGCGCUUCGGAAUGGCCGUUUGUAUGCUCGACACUGCGGAAAAGGCAAACGCAGCACACCUCAUCCAAGCCAUCGGCAGACCCGAGCUCAAGUCCAUUUGGGAAGUGAGCUGA
Pseudozyma hubeiensis SY62 is the source of this 1398-nucleotide messenger RNA. RefSeq lists its product as hypothetical. The transcript has a single exon. Gene Ontology annotation, molecular function: protein binding. Lineage: Eukaryota; Fungi; Basidiomycota; Ustilaginomycetes; Ustilaginales; Ustilaginaceae. Bases 1 to 1398 code for a protein of 465 amino acids. The record is from RefSeq and is a predicted model, not a curated record.